Molecule: messenger RNA, 945 nt
Organism: Cyanidioschyzon merolae strain 10D
Lineage: Eukaryota; Rhodophyta; Bangiophyceae; Cyanidiales; Cyanidiaceae
Product: nitrilase
Exons: 1
Coding region: 1-945 (314 amino acids)
Biological process (GO): oxaloacetate metabolic process; L-glutamine metabolic process
Cellular component (GO): mitochondrion
Molecular function (GO): omega-amidase activity
Source: RefSeq, a predicted model, not a curated record
AUGUCCACUUCUGCAGGGAAUAGUUUGCGAAUUGCGCUUUGCCAGGUCCGAGUCGACCCCGACAAGCGUGUUGCCUUGGCAAACGCACAGCACUGGGUCGAACGUGCUGUGCAGGAAGGUGCCAAGCUGGUUGUUCUCCCCGAGUGCUUCAAUUGCCCCUACGACACGAGUUGUUUCCCAAAGUACGCGGAACCCUUGCCCCGUCCAGGAACAACUGCGGCACCAUGCGAUACCAGUGUCAGUGAGACAGCGGGCGUGCUCCAGAAGCUUGCCCGUGCUCAUGGAAUCUACCUGGUGGGAGGCUCCGUUCCAGAGCGUUCUCCCGAUGACCAGCGCAUCUACAAUACUUCGCUCACCUUUGGCCCCGGGGGCGAACUACUCGCUCGCCAUCGCAAGGUACACUUGUUCGAUGUGGAUGUGCCGGGUGGCAUUCGGUUCCGCGAGUCCGAUGUUUUGAGCGCAGGCGAUAGCCUCACAAGCUUCGCACUUCGGGACGGUAUCGAUUCGGAGCCGAAUGCCAACGCUGGCUUGCGGGUCGGUGUCGGCAUCUGCUACGAUAUCCGCUUCCCCGAGAUGGCCACCGCGAUGGCCCGGGAACCACACAAUGCGAAGCUACUCAUCUAUCCCGGCGCGUUCAACAUGACAACGGGUCCAGCGCACUGGGAGCUCUUGAUCCGGGCCAGGGCACUCGACAACCAGGUAUUCGUCGGUGCCUGCUCGCCAGCACGCGACCUGAGUGCGACGUAUACCGCGUAUGGGCACAGCAUGAUCGCUUCGCCAUGGGGUGAAGUGAUUGCGCGGACGGAUGAGCGUGAGUCGCUUGUUGUGGCGGAUAUCGACUUGAAUCGUCUGGAACAGGUACGAAAUGCGAUCCCUGUGCGCAAACAGCGUCGGCCAGAGGUUUACAAUACAGCGCAGAAGGCUGCGGAAAAUACCGCUACGUGA